AAAGUCUCGAUCUGAUACGAAAUCAAAGAUGGAGGACAUGGGAGGAACAGAUCGAUGAGGCAUGUGAUUAUUUAAUAAAUUGUUAUUAUACAAAUGGCCAAAGACUGGAAACAGUUGACGUAUUUGCUAACAGCAGCGGCUUCAAACAAAUACACUCGCGAGAAGGUGCUAGCUGGUGUAGCAAUAUGUCUUUUUACCACGUACAGUGCUCGGAAGUUGUAUCCGAGACUUUUGAAGAGUCUUCUAAAGCGAACAGGGACUGGGGAUGCCGCGAGAUCGCCACACAAAGAUUCGCCGAAUGUUGACAAACGAUUUUAUCAACAAUUGAAAUAUUUGUUGAAAAUUAUCUUUCCAAGGCUUUGGUCGAAAGAGUUUGGAAUUCUUUUCUUGCACACAUUCACUCUUGUGAUAAGAACGUUGCUGUCAAUCUAUGUGGCAAAACUUGAUGGAAGCAUAGUCCGCACUAUUGUACGGAGGGAUGUCAAAGCCUUCCUACUUCUGCUUGCCCAGUGGAUUGGCAUAGCAAUUCCAGCAACCUUUGUUAACAGUUUGAUUCGUUUCUUGGAAAGUAAAUUAGCUCUGGCGUUUCGUACAAAGUUAGUUGAGCAUGCCUACGGUGCUUACUUUGCUGACCAGACUUACUACAGAGUCAGCAAUCUGGACAGUCGAUUACCAAAUGCAGAUCAGUGUUUAACAGAAGACAUCACAUCGUUUACAUCCUUGUUGGCACAUCUGUACUCACAUUUAACAAAACCAAUGUUGGAUGUAGCUUUGAUGUCUUUUACUCUGUACAGUCUUGCAUCAAGCAGAGGGGCUAGUUCUUCAGUUCCAGUUAUAGUUGCUACAACUGCGGUAUUUGUCACAGCGGAAAUUUUGAGAGCUGUGUCUCCACGGUUUGGGAAAAUGGUGGCAGAAGAAGCCAACAGGAAAGGAUAUCUUAGAUAUCUUCAGUCCCGAAUCAUAACAAAUGCUGAGGAGAUUGCCUUUUAUGGUGGUCAUAAGGUUGAGCUGAGCUUGUUGCAGAAAGGUUAUCAACGCUUAAAGAGGCAGAUGGAGCUGAUAUUUUGUCAGCGUCUCUGGUACAUCAUGUUGGAACAGUUCCUGAUGAAGUAUAUCUGGAGUGCCAGUGGUCUCAUCAUGGUGGCUGUACCGAUUAUUACAACAGUUGCUGUGCGCUCUGAUGGCUCCAAAAUAGAUGAUGAUUUUGAUGGAGGUGUAAGUGAUAGAACACGUGCGUUCACGACGGCCAGAAACCUUCUCAUCAACUCUGCCGAUGCUAUUGAAAGGAUGAUAUCAUCCUACAAAGAGAUUACAGAGCUGGCAGGUUACACAUCAAGGGUGUAUGCAAUGUUCUCGGUGUUUGAUGAUGUGAGGAAAGGGAAGUAUGAACGCAACAUAGUGACUAAUGACAAGAAGGCCCAGGGCAAGAAGCAAUUGGAGAAGCUGUCUGGACCACUAACAGCUGCAGGAGAAGUGGUGAUCACGGAUGGGAGCAUUUUCAUUGAAGACAUGCCUAUUAUUACACCCAACGGGGACAUCAUUGUUAAAAGUUUGUCUCUCCAGAUUGGCCCAGGAACUCACCUGUUGAUUACAGGACCCAAUGGCUGUGGGAAGUCAUCAUUGUUCCGCAUACUGAGUGGCCUGUGGCCGGUCUAUGGUGGUAAACUUCACAGACCCGAUCCUUCUACCAUGUUCUACAUUCCGCAGAGACCAUACAUGUCCAUAGGGACCCUGAGGGACCAGGUGAUCUACCCUGACACUCUGGAGGAUCUACAGAGGAAGGGGCUCACAGAGGCUCACCUCGAGGACAUCCUCAGUAUUGUCAACCUCAGAUACGUUGUCGACAGGGAGGGAGGCUGGGAUGCUGAAAGUGACUGGAAGGACGUUCUGUCAGGCGGUGAGAAACAACGAAUGGGCAUGGCAAGAAUAUUUUACCACAGGCCCCAGUUUGCCCUGCUGGAUGAGUGCACUAGUGCAGUGUCCAUUGAUGUGGAGAGCAAGAUAUACCAGACCAUCAAGGACAGGGGGAUCACACUGCUUACCAUCACUCACAGGCCGUCCCUCUGGAAGUUCCAUUCACACCUUCUGCAGUUUGAUGGCGAAGGCGGAUGGAGGUUAGAGAAGUUUGACACAUCAACACGUCUGUCACUCAACGAAGAAAAGCAGAAACUGGAAAACCAACUGGCAGGCAUUCCCAAGAUGCAACAGCGUCUACAGGAGCUGUGCACGGUGCUAGGCGAGGACUCGGUGCUUCUCAGCAAACAUGGCACCUUCAACGACCUUGAGACUCUGCAGGAAGUGCUCGACCAGGAGGACGCAGCAGAUGAAGAUGUGUCUUGAUCAUCAAUUGAGCCACGUUCAUAGAAAACUAUACUGAAUACAUGUACAUAAAGUGUCGUCCUAGAUUAACCUGUGCAGUCUGCACAGGCUAAUCAGGGACAACACUUUCCUCUGUCAUGUUUGUUUUUUUGUUUAAAGGAAAUCUCGUUUUAGCAAAAAUCCAGUUUAGGCGGAAAGUGUUGUCCCUGAUUAGCCUGUGCAGACUGCACAGGCUUAUCUAGGACAACACUUAACACACAUGCAUUUGACCUAGUGUUCCCAGAAAGUUACUCAAUUAAGUAUUGAACACUAUGUUAUAUUGACAAUUAUUACGAUUUUUAUGUAAAUGCUGUGGUUUGAAGUGGACAGUCUAGUCUUUUGGCCUGUGGCAGUAGGUUGGCUGUGCUCUGAUGUUUUACUUAAUGAUAAUGUUGAAAAUAUACAUUGCCAUGUUC
This is a messenger RNA of Dreissena polymorpha, 2774 nucleotides long. RefSeq names its product ATP-binding cassette sub-family D member 1-like. Gene Ontology annotation, molecular function: ATP hydrolysis activity; long-chain fatty acid transmembrane transporter activity; ABC-type transporter activity. NCBI's taxonomy places the organism in Eukaryota, Metazoa, Mollusca, Bivalvia, Myida, Dreissenidae. Gene Ontology annotation, biological process: long-chain fatty acid import into peroxisome; fatty acid beta-oxidation; very long-chain fatty acid catabolic process. Bases 94 to 2340 code for a protein of 748 amino acids. Gene Ontology annotation, cellular component: peroxisomal membrane. The transcript has 10 exons. The record is from RefSeq and is a predicted model, not a curated record.